Molecule: messenger RNA, 1818 nt
Organism: Melitaea cinxia (Glanville fritillary)
Lineage: Eukaryota; Metazoa; Arthropoda; Insecta; Lepidoptera; Nymphalidae
Gene: Tpr2
Product: dnaJ homolog subfamily C member 7
Exons: 8
Coding region: 269-1750 (493 amino acids)
Molecular function (GO): protein binding
Source: RefSeq, a predicted model, not a curated record
UGAUGCUGAACCAUGGAAUUACUAUGUAAUGUACUACGUACAACGUACUUAGUAAUUCCAUGUGCUGAACAUAGUCAUAGACUAUGGUCAAAAUUCUUUUUGGAAUUUUUGCUUUUGUUCUGUUGUAUUGUACAAUUCCGUCACUGCCAGUUAUCCUCGUUCAGCCUCGUAAUUUCUUUUGUGGUUCUGCAAUCCCAUAGUCAAAAUAAAGAAGAAUUAGUGAAUAUAUUUUAAUUUCUAAGGGCGACAAUUCAAUAUUAAAAUCAAAAUGGCAGAGCCAGAAGUGGUGGAUUUAGAUCUAACAAUCGACGAUUUAGUUCCCAAAAGUCCAGAAAGAUUGGCUGAAGAAAAAAAGGAAAGUGGUAACCAUUUGUAUAAAUUUAAAAAUUACAAAGGUGCUUUGGCCAUGUACGAAGAAGCUAUAAAGCUGUGUCCAGACAAUGCUUCAUAUUAUGGCAAUAGAUCUGCUUGCUAUAUGAUGCUGGGCAUGUAUAAAAAAGCCUUGGAAGAUGCUCAAAAAUCUGUUGCUCUUGAUAACAAUUUUACAAAAGGCUAUAUUCGCAUAGCUAAAUGUUGUAUUGCACUUGGUGAUUUAUCUGGUGCAGAGCAAGCAAUUUGUCGAGCAUCUGAACUAGGUGGAGCUGAUUGCGCUUCAAAUGAACGUAAAGCACUUAAAUCUUUACAGCGACUUCACGAUGAUGCACAGCGUGCCAUGGAAGCUGGUGACCAUCGACGUGUCGUAUUUUGUAUGGAUCGUUGUUUAGAAUACAGUCCCUCAAACUCUAAAGCGAAACUUAUGAAAGCUGAAUGUUUGGCAAUGAUUGGACGCUGUCAGGAAGCACAGGAAAUUGCAAAUGAUUCUUUAAGAUUUGACAGUUUUGAUACAGAAGCUAUUUAUGUCAGAGGUUUAUGCCUUUAUUUUGAGGAUAAGGAUGAACAAGCAUUCAAGCAUUUUCAACAAGUAUUACGUCUAGCACCUGAUCACAAAAAAGCUAUGGAGGCUUAUAAAAAAGCCAAACUCUUAAAACAAAAGAAAGAAGAAGGUAAUGAGGCAUUCAAGAUGGGCCGAUGGCAACAAGCUUUAGAUCUUUAUAAUGAAGCACUGACUAUUGAUAAAAAUAAUAGAAAAGUAAAUGCUAAGCUGUACUUUAAUAAAGCAACAGUUUGCUCAAAAUUAAAUCAAAUAAAAGAAGCAGCAGAAGCUUGUACAGCUGCCUUGGAGCUUGAUGAAACCUAUGUUAAAGCUUUGCUUCGGAGAGCAAAGUGUUACACAAGCUUAGGAGAAUAUGAAAAUGCUGUGAAAGAUUAUGAAAAACUUUAUAAGAUCGACAAAAGCAAAGAAAAUAAACAAUUACUGCAUGAAGCUAAAAUGGCCCUAAGAAAAUCGAAACGCAAAGACUAUUAUAAAAUUCUUGGAGUUGAGAAAACAGCAUCUGAAGAUGAUAUUAAAAAAGCGUAUAGAAAACGGGCCCUAGUUCACCAUCCUGACCGGCAUGCAGGAGCACCAGACAGCGAGAGAAAAGAACAAGAACGACGUUUUAAAGAAGUAGGCGAAGCUUACGAAGUUCUCAGUGAUCCAAAAAAACGUACACGUUAUGAUCAUGGCCAGUAUCUAGAUGACGACACCUCAGGCAUGGCUGAUUUCGACGCGAACAUGGUAUUUCAAACAUUCCUCAACCGUGGUGGACAACAUUUUAACUUCGGUGGCGGUGGAAUGCCAGGUUCCGCUUUUACCUUCCAGUAUGGAUAAAAUAAUGUUUUGUGUAUAUUUUCUCCUUUGAUACAGAAAAAUCAUAAUAAAAUUGUCAUUCCAUAUAA